AUGGCGGAAACUUCCUUCGUAAUUCAGCAAACCUUCUCGGACCGGAAGCCUCCCCGCAUGCCGAAAUGCGCGCGGUGUCGCAACCACGGCAAGGUAUCGUGGUUAAAGGGCCACAAGCGAUACUGUCCGUGGAGGGAUUGCAAUUGCGCUCAGUGCACCCUGAUUGCGGAAAGACAGCGCGUCAUGGCAGCGCAAGUCGCGCUCCGUAGGCAACAGACUCAGGAGGAGAGCAUGCGAGUCCAACUGACGAAGAAAACACCCGCAUUCAUAGCACCCCAUGUUCCCCCUGUCCCGCAGUUAAACGGUGUUGCAAUACACUGCGCAGAGGAUAAGGCUCCUGCAGUACUGUACAGGGCAGUUACGCAAGGUAACUUCAAUGUUAAGUUAACUAACUAAACAUUUUAGGAAUUCGUGAUUUAGUUGCGAUUUUCCGCUCAUUUACACAUAUACAUGACUGGCAGGUACAAUUUUAUAACAUGUAGCAAAUUGGUAUAUGUUUGCAGUUUCUUAACCUGUCAAUUACACGCCUCCAAGGCAAACACAACAGCGUUUCAUCUCAGUAUGUUUCUUUCCGUAGUUUGCACAAGCGUUAUCGUGGGAUGACAGGGUGAUAUUUUGCGGAGAAACCGUCUGACGUUCUAAGUACCCUUUCAACGUCGGAAAAAAUCAAUUCUCUUUAAUAUUGAUGAGUAGAAUAUUCACACAAGUUGAGCAGACCAUUUAAUUAGCCCUUGCUCUUUUUCUAUUAGUCACAGGCAUUUUAUAAAAAAAUAUAUCUUUUCAAUGAAUGAGCAAACCCAAGAUAUCUAUAUUAAACUUUGUUUGAAUGAUUUAAAUAAAGGCCCAGCUGUGUUCUUUCCUUGAAACUUGAAAGUUCCAAAAAGAAAACUUCCGACAGAAGGCCUUCGCAUCAAAGUCAUCCAUUGUCCCAAAGAGGAACGAAAAGUUUUGUUUUACUGAUAAAAGCUCGACAAAAGGUUCAGGUUGAGCGCUUUUAAAAACAUGAAGUAUUAUUAUGCAUAUUAAGGACAGUCGGCACUUAAAUUUGAUAAUUUAAUUCGUUUUGCCAUGCCUUUUUAUGAAUUCUUUCUUUUUUUCCUUUUACCAGUUACCUGCCUGAAAAGUCUAAGUUUGCUUCGACAAUUUUUCACGUGCAUUAACUAAAUAUUCUUGUAGGUGCAAACGAUAGAAAUAGUGCAUUAAGAGCUUUUCUUGAGAUAAUUUGUUUCAGAUUCGAUUUUUUAUUUCAGAGGCCAAUUUUGUCCGGAACUUCAGUUCUCAAAUAAAUGAGCUAUUAUGGAUAAUCUCGUAAAAGCUUUUCCAUCGUACUUAAAAUAGAUAUGUCAUAGUGUUUACUUGAAAAAAUACAACCUUGAUCAAGCAUACACACGCAAAAACCUGUAUUAAGGAAAACCUGAAUGGAUCUUCCCCCGGAGUCUCGCGAAGAGGGUGUGGAAAAUUGGUUUAUAAAAUACGUAACCGAAAGACUAGACUUCAUUGAAAUAAAUGACAUAUAAAAAAACUAAGGAAACUUUUCGCGGUUACAAAAGAUCACGUUCGCUUCUAAAUAAAAAGGACGAUUUUGAAAAGUUUCUUUCUAAUGCUAGUAAAAUUCUACAGUGAAUAUUUUCAUUACCUAGAAACUGGGUCAAUCCAGUUUGCUUUUCUGAAACGAUGUUUUUGUCAUGUUACCUAAGCUUCCCCAAAUAAAGGAUCUUUCCACUGACAAGUGAUCGAGUUUGAAAGACGACUGCCCUUUUUAAAGCUCAAAUUUCAAAAGUAUCGCAAAAAAUGUCGAUUCUUCGAAUAAGUUAGUUCUUUCGAACACCAUUCGUGCGUGUGUUGAUCCCGGAGAAACUAAAAUUCCUACUUCUGUAUGUCUUCCAUAUACUCUGAACUUGAACCAUGUUUGACACCGUCAUCAAAAGAGUCAGUUUCCUCCAAGAGCUAGGGAAGUUUGGAGAUGCCUUUUGACAUUACGUAUAAAAAAUUGAUAAAAAUUGAUAAAAAUUGAACCCUCACUAGGAAAUGCAUUUCGCGCCUUUCUUUUGUUGGUUAUUUAACUUUGCGCCGUCCCGAAGAAACUGCCCCAACGUCGUUCCUAGGGUCCUCUCCUACUCGCUCUCCUGAGCAGGAGAAGACCCUGGAAACGAAGUUGCAACCCUCCCUGUUUUCCGAGCGAAUCUGAAUGUUUUCAUCGCUAUUUUUCCCUCAGAGGCAGAGAAUGACGCAGUGAGAGACACAACACAGACAGCUCAUGGGAAACCCAACGAAACACAGGACCUCAAAAUCAAAGAAGAGCCAGUUAGUCCUGUUAGCUUCGAGGAAAAUAGAUUCUCAGAUUCCGAAGAACAAAAUCGCAAAAGGUCCUCCAGCGACGGUGAAAAAGAACGAGAGCAGGAACCCGAGCGUCCAAAAGUACCUCGCCUGUCCCCCCACAGAAAGGAAACUGAGACAUUUAGAUCAUCCCUAGAGCUGCUUCAGCGAAUAUUCCCUCACCAGAGCAGAGCUAUCUUAGAGUUAAUCCUCGGCGCCUGCGAAGAAGACAUCGUCAAGGCCAUCGAGUCGCUUCUCCCAGAAAACAGUCUGAGACCUUUUUCGUUUCCACUAUCCGCCAGAGGCUUUGGAUCAGGGACGCUAAUUCCUUGCGACAGCAGUUCCAAGUCAGCGUUCUUGCCCAUUGCAAAAUCUCCAUCGUAUGCAUAUCCGGGAACUCUACCUUUGCAGUCGCCAUCGCUGAAAAGCCCGAGUGAGAAAAGCCCGGGUACUCCCAGUGCAUUUCAACCUGUCCACCCAUGCAGCCCGGCUGAACUAAGCCCAUCACUACCGGAGAGAUUCCAGUUCCCAGUCAUGGCGGGGUAUUUCUUCAACCGGCCCGCGGCACCGUCAGCGCUUAAUAUCCUGCUGGAUUCUCCGCACCAAAGGACUGGGUCAGCUCCACCCUCAUCAAGGUUCUGUAGGCAUUGUGGGUUUUCAAGCAAAGUGGGGGACAAGUUUUGUAGCGAAUGCGGCAAGGCUUUGGAGUAA
This is a messenger RNA of Porites evermanni, 3027 nucleotides long. The record is from the annotation of a GenBank genome assembly. Lineage: Eukaryota; Metazoa; Cnidaria; Anthozoa; Scleractinia; Poritidae.